This is a messenger RNA of Acaulospora morrowiae, 258 nucleotides long. The record is from the annotation of a GenBank genome assembly. NCBI's taxonomy places the organism in Eukaryota, Fungi, Glomeromycota, Glomeromycetes, Diversisporales, Acaulosporaceae.
AUGCUUGGGCAUAAUGGAGUAUUCUUGCAUUCCUCUGUAUACGUGAGGGCAUCAAUUGAUCAUGGAUCCGCAUGCCCCGUGAAAAGUCUGAUAAAUUCGAGAUUAAAGAAACUUUGGCGUAAUCCGUCAGAAAAGUUCAUACAUACUUCUGCCGGACAGUCGUGUCCGACAAUUGAAUUGAAUCUAAUUAUCAUCAUUCUAGCUGGCAUACAAUCAGAAAUGGAGAAUUUGGCUUAUUGUUUGACUUAUUAUUUUUAA